Messenger RNA from Didymodactylos carnosus, 366 nucleotides. The record is from the annotation of a GenBank genome assembly. NCBI's taxonomy places the organism in Eukaryota, Metazoa, Rotifera, Eurotatoria, Philodinida, Philodinidae.
AUGGGCAAUGUCCCUAGCCAUAUGAUACCAUGCUUAACCAUUCAACAUUUGGUAAUGACACUAACGUCUAUUAAAUUAACACUCAUUAUUUUAAAAAAUAUGCCAAAUUUAUUGAGAUUAAACGUACAAAUUGGAUAUAACUAUGGUUUCACAGAAGCUCAAUCAUGGAAUAUAUCAGAGUCACACAUAUUAAAACAUUUAGAAAUACACUUGAAAAACAUUACAUGUGAUUCUGAAUUUAUAGUGUAUUCAACGCAAUAUUUAGAACAAUUAGAAUAUUUAACAUUAAUAAUUGAUCAUACUGCUGAAAAAGAUCUCGAAUAUUUUGAUGAAAACAAUGGGAAAAUGUAUGCUCAGCAAGAUUAA